Molecule: messenger RNA, 1963 nt
Organism: Clarias gariepinus (North African catfish)
Lineage: Eukaryota; Metazoa; Chordata; Actinopteri; Siluriformes; Clariidae
Gene: nt5e
Product: 5'-nucleotidase, ecto (CD73)
Exons: 11
Coding region: 71-1921 (616 amino acids)
Biological process (GO): AMP catabolic process
Cellular component (GO): plasma membrane
Molecular function (GO): 5'-nucleotidase activity; metal ion binding; nucleotide binding
Source: RefSeq, a predicted model, not a curated record
CGCAGUGCGUUGCGCUCGUGCCUUGCUGGAGUCCUCACGCUCACACUCACAAACACACACACGCAACGGGAUGCGCUACUCGACAGCGGCGCGCGCGCUGCUCCCUUUGCUGGUAGUGUGCGCGAGCUUGCGGCUCGCGGCGGCAGACUGGGAGCUGACGCUCUUGCACACCAACGACGUGCACGCGCGGGUCGAGGAGACCAACAAGGACUCGGGCAAGUGCACGAAGGGAGAGUGCUUCGCCGGUGUCGCGCGGCGUUCCACGAAGAUCAAAGAGAUCCGGAGCAAGGAGAAGAACGUGCUGCUGCUGGACGCAGGGGAUCAGUUUCAGGGCACCGUCUGGUUCAACGUCUACAAAGGCGAUGAGGCGGCGCACUUCAUGAACAAACUCCAAUACGAUGCCAUGGCUUUGGGAAACCACGAGUUUGACAAUAGAGUGGAAGGUCUCAUACCCUUCCUGCAGAAGGUGAAGUGUCCUGUACUCAGCGCUAACAUCAAGGCGGUUGAGCCUGUUGCGUCAAAUAUUAGCGGAUAUUUUUCACCUUAUAAAAUCUUAAAUGUAACCUCUGAGAAAGUGGGUAUAGUGGGAUACACUACCAAGGAGACUCCAGCUCUGUCAUUGCCAGGGCCGUACCUGCAUUUUGAGGACGAGGUCGUAGCCGUGCAGCGGGAGGUAGACAAACUCAUCGCUCUCGGCGUUAACAAGAUCAUCGCCCUCGGCCAUUCUGGAUUUGACACGGACAAAGAGAUCGCCAAAAAGGUCCGUGGAGUGGACGUGGUGAUUGGAGGACACACCAACACUUUUUUAUACACAGGGGCUCCCCCAUCCAGCGAGGUUCCAGCAGGACCCUACCCAUUAAUGGUACAGUCCGAUGAUGGUCGCAAAGUGCCAGUGGUCCAGGCGUACGCCUUUGGGAAAUACCUUGGCUAUCUCAAAGUGACUUUCGAUUCUGCUGGAAACGUGAUAAAAGCGGAAGGAAAUCCAAUCCUCCUAAAUAGCAGCGUAACCGAAGAUCCCAGCAUUAAGGCAGAUGUGGAUACCUGGAAGGUCAAAUUGGCCAAUUACUCAGCUCAGUUUGUGGGAAACACUCUGGUCUACCUGAACGGGACAUUUGAAGAGUGUCGAUUUCGGGAAUGCAACCUGGGAAACUUGAUCUGCGAUGCCAUGGUCCAUCACUACAUCAAAUAUCCGGAUGAACUCCAGUGGAACCAUGUUAGUUCCUGUAUUUUAAACGGAGGGGGCAUACGAUCCUCCAUUGAUGAGAGAAGCAGAAAUGGUAGCAUCACUAUGGAGGACGUGUUGACCGUGCUGCCGUUUGGAGGAACAUAUGAUCUGGUUCAACUGAAUGGCUCGACUCUUCUCCAGGCCUUCGAGCACAGCGUCCACAGAUAUGGAGGAAACACUGGGGAGUUCCUACAGGUCUCAGGCUUUCAGCUGGAGUACGACCUCACCAAGCCCUCUGGUCAUCGUGUGAUCAAGGCGAGAGUGUUAUGUACCGAGUGUCGAGUGCCACACUACGAGCCCCUGGACGCUACAAAAGUCUACAGGGUGGUGAUGCCAUCCUACCUAGUGGACGGAGGAGACGGUUUCUCAAUGAUCAAGCAGCAGAUCCUGAAACAUGAUAGUGGUGACCUCGACAUAUCCGUCUUUUCUCGCUACAUCACAGAGAGGCAGAGGGUUCACCCAUCCGUGGAAGGACGAAUCCGUCUCCUAAAUUCUGCCGUGGAAAUCUCAAACUCUUCCUCCUACACCCUCUGCGUCGUGAUUCUCAUUAUUGUGGGUGUUAUGCUCAUUAUGUUGGCUGGUGUCUACUACUACAGAAGGAAAGGUCUUGUUGAUGAUAAGGUUACAGUACAGUACAGAAGAGCUAUAGAUGGAGAUGAAAAACUGAAUGACCAAACCACAGUAACGAGUUCCUGAUUGUACAGUAUUGGACAUCCACCCGAGCCUGGUUAUUUUUUU